Oppia nitens is the source of this 9217-nucleotide messenger RNA. RefSeq names its product protein bark beetle-like (gene bark). The transcript has 2 exons. The coding region runs from base 24 to 9089 and encodes 3021 amino acids. The record is from RefSeq and is a predicted model, not a curated record. Gene Ontology annotation, cellular component: membrane. Lineage: Eukaryota; Metazoa; Arthropoda; Arachnida; Sarcoptiformes; Oppiidae.
UGAAUCAAUUAUUACUAAAAUAUAUGAAUUUCAAAUAUUUUAUAUUAGUUUUUAUACUUAUAUUUAGUGAGCAUUUAAUAUGUUUAGUGAAUUCACAGACACCGGACAUAAGUGUUAAUAAUGUUUAUAAUACUAUUCAUACAACUAAUGGAUAUUACAAUACAAUUAGGAAUAUAAGCGCCAGUAAUGGUCAGCAACAGGUGUUUUCCGGCGGACAGAUCAGUGAUCGUCGAGUUCUUACAUUACGUGACAGUCCUUACAAAAUAUAUCGGGAUAUUGUGGUCAACCCGAAAGCACAGUUAGUUAUAGAGUCCGGUGUAACCAUUCAAUUCAAUACAUCCAUUGGUGUGUAUGUAUUGGGAUCACUGAUUGCUAAGGGAACGAGAGAUAAAAAGAUUGUAUUGACUCGUAUAGGACAGUCCCCAUCUCCUAGUGACUGGAAUUCCCCGUCCAGACUACCCGAGAUAGCAGCUGUCCAGUGGCCGGAUGUACGUCUAGUUGAUGGAGAUUUACCUUUGGAAGGAAGACUUCAAAUUAAUUAUAAAGGAAAGUGGCAUUCAGUUUGUACCAACUCUAGGAACUGGACUCAAGAGGACAUCAAAGUGGUGUGCAAUCAGUUAGGUUUCAGUGAUGGUGUUUGGUAUAACUGGUUCUACAAAUACAACGAUUCUCGACAAUUCUUAUAUGAAAAUCCUAACUGUUUGGGAAAUGAACGAUCCAUUCAAGACUGUAUUAAUUGGAAUACAAAACGUGUGGGAAGUGGUAUAUGUGACUAUCACACGGAUAUUGGUAUCCGAUGCUCAAAAAGAUUUCAUCAAAAACCAUACUAUUGGAGAGGCAUUGAGUUUGCAUUAGACACACCUACACAUAAAGAGUCUCUUUUAUCAAAUAAAUGGUUAAAAGAAGUAUCAGAUUCUGUACUCGAAAAUGUUGUCAUUACCUAUGCCGGUGAAGACCAAUACGGUAACACCACUUCUGCUAUCAGUGUGAGAGGAGCCGUCCCUUACAUGAAUGAAAUUGAGAUAAAAUGGUCCGCAUUUAAUGCUAUUAAUAUCACGGAUGCCAAAGAUGCCAUUAAUAUUACCAACAGUCGGUUCAUUGAAAACAGAGGUUAUGGUAUAUUUGUAAACACCAGUUACGGCAGAGUUUCAAUUAUCAAUAGUAUUGUGGAAAACAACGGCGCCGAUGGUAUUCGUUAUGUGUUUCACGACAGACCAACCUUUAGUUCGUUUGGUUUCUGUGAUUCACCUAAUUUGGGGACUCGACAAGUAUUUCCUAUACGUCUUACUCAACAUCAAAGUGGUCAACAAAUGUCUAACAAAGAGUGCUGUCAAGAAUUUCACGCCAAUGACUGGGAGGGUCAACGACUAACCGCACACUUUCCGUUUAUGAUGAGUGCUGAUGGCGAUGAAAGAUAUCGUGAUUUAAGUCAAAACGGAUCUAUUUAUGUGGUCGACGGUUACUCCGAAAGAGUAAUCGCCGAUUUUAUUAUUUGGAACAAUACUCGACCUCAAAGUGUUUCCUCUAUUAUGGGUAACGGACCGCUCAAGAUAUGUUAUAGACAGGCAGCUUAUCGGGUCAUAUUAUUUACCGUUGAAGUUCAUGUAGACUACGGCCGCACAUAUGAUCUUAAUAUAACUGAUACCCGAAUUAUCAAUAAUAACGGAAGAGGUGUUUGGGUUCAAAAUCAAAGAAGUGGUACAGUUUUGAACCGGACAAUUGUCUCCGAUCACUCAUAUGUUGCGGGCAUACACUUAAUUGAAGGUACAGGUGAUGUCAUUGUCAACAACAGUUUUAUUGAACAUAACAUCGGCGAUGGCCUUAACAUAUCAUUGUCAGGUGGUUUUAAGCACAUUGAUUGGUCAAACAUUAGAAACAAUACUCUACGAGGAGUGGCCUCAUAUAUUAAUGAGACGACAUCGCGGGUAGCCUUUAACUUCUCAUCUCAUGUCACACAUUCACGGAUUGAAAACAAUGGAGGAAUAGGAUUAUUGUUGUCCAAUGUUUGUCUUUCCGAUGCUUUUUGGAACAUAAGUAUGAAUACAUUUUCCCAGAACUUUGAAGAUGCCAUUCAAGUGCAGUCGUGUUGGGGAACGGAUGUCGAUAAUAUCCGAUCGACUCAUCUCUUAAUAACACACAAUAAAUUUAGCGCUAAUUACAGACGUGCCGUUACUAUCGCACCGGUAUUUUAUAUAAAAGGUCACAUUGAACACAACAUCUUUGAAUUACACCGAUUGGGUGUUAUAUACAUCAAUAAUCGGGACAUAGUUUGGGAUGACUUUCGCUUUGAUGACGUGCCCGUCAGUAUUCGCAUUCAAAACAAUAAAUUUUUCUCAAAUCAGGGCAUAUAUGUGGCCAAUAUUGGUCUUCACGAUGAAAGUCAUAAACAAGAACUGAUAUUUACUAAGAAUUUACUUAAAGACAAUGUUAUAACUGAACCGUUUGCUGGUCUGAACCCACGAUCUCGAGUAGCGGCUGUAGUGUGUAUUUCAUCGAGUAAUACAAUUGUUAUAAGAAAUCAGUUUGAAAAUAAAGGUUCAGCCUUUCAAUUGGGUACACAUCUGGAGAUACCAUCUAAAGUGAUAAAUGCUUCACUCAAUUACUGGGAUUCAGUCGUUGCACUUGAUAUUUACAACAAGAUAUUUGAUCGCAAGAAUCGUUACAAUUUAGCACAAAUUGAGUUUCUCCAGUAUCUGACUUUACCCGAUGCUCUCGACUCAAACACUGCCGUCUCAUUUGACACCGACCGCAAUAAACUCAUAUAUUUCCCGACCAAUGAAACCGACAUCGGAGGAGAAGUCAGAGGUCAAGUGGUUCUUGAAAAACGCGUUUAUAAUGUCCGCCGAGAUAUAUAUGUCAGACCAGAAGGAGAAUUAAUUAUUCCAGAAGGAAGUCAAUUACAUUUUGAUCAAUCAAUAGGUCUUAUGGUUCAGGGAAAGAUCAAAGUGAUUGGUGGCUCCAAUGUUGACAAAUACAUUAAGUUCACUCUGGCCUCCGAUGCUUUUAAAUCCAGAGGACCGACAGUUAUAAGAAGUCCAGGAAUGAAAUCUUUAUCGCUUCAAAAUCCAUCACUUAUUACACCAAAUAUUACAAAUAAUAGUUUUAAAAAUAAUACAACAAAGAAAACAACAUUUGAAAAAUCGUCACCAAUUGGUAUCUCUUAUUCACCUAAUAUAGUGACUGUUCGACUUAGUAAUGGCACGAAAGGCCGUCUUGAGGUGAAAAUAGGCAGAGARUGGGGAACUGUUUGUUCGUAUGGCUUUGAUAUCUAUGACGCGGCUGUUGUUUGUCAACAGUUAGGUUAUGUCUUAAAUUCAAGGGACUGGUUGCUCGAGAAGUCACAGUUUUUGAAUGCGGGAAACUCUAAAAAUGUAUUAUUAAGUAACGUUGAGUGCACUCAUUUAGACACUGAUAUCACCCAAUGUAAAGCUCAAAGAUUUGUGGACAAUGAUUUCGAGAAUUCAUGUCCAUCAGAGGUGGGAAUGAAAUGCUAUCCCCCUUCUUGGACUGGACUUAGGAUUGGGAUGUUAGCGAGUGAAGCAAUACUUGAGAAUAUGACUGUUGAAAGAGCAGGACUUCUCGACUAUUCAACUCAUAUGUUUAAACCGGGUCUUCAAAUAGAUUUUAAUAAGUUUCAAAUAAAGAAUGUGAUCAUCAAAGACAAUAGUGACUCAGGACUUGGUGUGAUGUGGAAUGAAGUGUUUACUAAUAGAGAAAACAUAAAUGUAUUAAACACUGAAAUUUAUGGUAAUCUAAACCACGGAAUUGUCACCCGAUCACAAGGUCUUCGGGUAACUAAUAGUUAUUUACACGACAACAAGGGCUCGGGAUUUCAUUACGAACCGAUGUUUACUAAUUAUGAACAAAAAGAUUUAGUUUCGUGGAUAACACCAACAGAUUCCUCACAAAUCAUUACAAUACCAGAUGUUAGUAAUAGAGAACAAAGUGUACGUUUGACUCCUCGAAAGUCAUAUUAUGUAUUUGUCAAACGCAAACCCUCUCCCAAUGUAUUAACGCAUAAAUUAAUUAUUGAGACUCAUUAUGGAUGGUCUUUGGGAAUCAUGAUAUUGAACCCCAUUUUUGAAGACUCAACCGAAACAUUAAAACUCUACACAACAGCCAGAAAAGAGGACAAAACUGAUAGAUCAGAGAUUUGGGAUUUGAAAUGGAAUUUAACAUCAUUUCCAUUGCUAUAUCCCGGCUAUAAAAUAGCUCUCGAAUAUACCACCGGUGAUAAUCCUAAAGGCGGAGUAAUACUCUAUUUUACCACAAGAGAUAUAUUUAGAGGUAAUCCUAAUAUAAAGCAAGACUUAAUCCAAUUAAGCGAACAGAAACUAAUGACAACAACAACAUUGGACUCAAAUCGUUUUGAGUUUAAUUCGGCGGCAAUUUCUAGUAAUCACUACAAUCGUGAUCUUAGUGUUCAAAGGGAUUAUUAUCACAGAUAUGGUAACGAAACUAUUUAUGCGAAUAGCAAUCAAAUUAUUGGGAAUGGUAUGUCUGUAUUUGUGAACACACCGUUUUACGAUCCAUUGGAUUUUACUUUAGCCGAAAUCAAUUAUACAUUUAUUAACAACCAUUUUGAGCAAAACUUCGGAGGAAUAGUUCAGUUAAGUCGUGAUAUUCGCAGCUCUAAUAAUCUGUUUCAUUGGGUACUAAACAAUUCUGUGAUGACCAACAACUUCUAUGGCGGACUUUAUAUUAAACUGCCGUACGUUUGGAAAUUCAAUGAAAACUAUACCCAUUCUUUCUCCAUCAACAACAAUACUAUUCAUAGUAAUCGCAACUUUGAGUUCACCAUUGAUGGCCAUUUCGCCCGAAUCAAUAUGUCUUCUAAUUUGUUUCGAAACAAUUCGUGUUCUCUCGGUUUGGUCCGUAUUAUGGGAAUGGAAAAGGAGAUGAAUAUCUUUGAUAACCAAUUAGUCGAAAACUUCGUGCAGUUUGUGGUAGAACUAGACAUGAGUUCACACGCAGACAAGUUUGGUGUAGUGGACGCAAACUUUCAUCGAAAUAGUAUUAAAAACAAUCGCGAGAGUAGUAGUCGACGAUUGGUUGAUAAAUACCAUCCCGACACUUAUGCUUUUGCAUUAAGAGGUGUUCAAGAAGUCAAUAUCACUAAUAAUUUAUUUGAUAAUCGAAAUCUUCAGUUUGAAUUUCUUGCUGGAGUACAUACCGGUUCAUUGGAUACUACAGUAAAUAUAGCUGAAAAUUGGUGGGGAACUACCGAUCCCUAUAUGAUAAGAAAACGAAUUUUCGAUUUUGACGACUGGAACAGCUAUGCGGUGACAGAAUUCAAUCCAUUUUUAAGUAAUGAAUUGUUCGAUGCCAUGACUACAUCGGCUGAUAUACAGGAAAAUAUAGAUUUGGACAAACCUUUUGGGGGACGUUUGGUUAAGUCAAUUGUUUUAAGCGAAAGAAGUAAACCAUAUGUCAUAAACUCAGAUCUGACUGUAAUGCCAGAAGUGACGCUUACAAUAAACGCAGGCGUUGUCAUCGAGUUUUUCCCAAGUGUUGGUCUAUUGGUAUUGGGAGAGAUGAUGGCCGGGGGUAUGGAAGACAAGCCGAUUAUUAUGAGACCCGUUAGACUUAGUAAUGAAUUUGAAUUUGGUCGGCGCCGUCGUCGAGAUUUGUUGACUCCGUCACAAAAGUAUAGACGUCAGACAUCUCCCUACUCUAAAAGCAUCGGUGAUGUGCGGCUCUGUCUUACCGAAGGAUGUGAUGAAUGGAGUCGAGUUAAGAGAAGAGAUGGUUUUGUCGAAGUGUUCAACACAACGACCCUUCAAUGGGCGCCCAUCUGUGAUCAAAGAUUUACUGAACGUAACGCACAAGUUAUAUGUCGACAAUUAGGUUAUUCAACAAUUAAUGUUCAUCUGAAAAGAGGUAGGCGUCUAGAUAUGGGACAAACAUUAAUUUCACGCAUCCGUCAUUGGCCCGAACCCUUAGAAUGUAUCGGCAAAGAGACUGCACUGUCUGAGUGUGACAUAAGACUAAAUGGUUACGGAAACCACUCGUAUUCCUGUGCUUUUAAUGGAGAARAGUUUAUCUAUAUUUUCUGCGGCGAAGAGAAUAAAUUGUCUGACGAACAGCACUGGGGAGGCAUACGGUUUGCACUUUCAAACUUUGAACGUAAAACUGAAUAUAUGUUCCCAACCCGUGUUUAUUACGAACCAACAUCUAAACUACAGUUUGUCAACAUAAAAGGCGCCGGUAUUUUGCACGGCGAGAAAAAUGCAGCCAUUCAAUUGAUCCAAAGAGAUGUCAGUCUCGAGUUUGUUGAAGUUGAUGGAAGCGCUUAUCAUGGAGUAGAGUCCAUUGCACCUCCUGGACAAUUGACUUUCAACCAUUUGAACAUUCACGACAAUCUCGGAGCUGCCCUUAACUAUGUCUUAUUGACGGGAUCUUCAAGCGAGGGACAGAUUAUACCAUAUAAACCAUUGGGCAUAUCUGGGUUGUCCUACAAUGUCUUUGGUAUGGUUGACAUAUGUGAAGCCAGCAAAGAAGUAGUCAUCAGUGAGAGGAUACUAUUGUACUACAAAUAUGACAACAGACCCGUUGAUUGUGUAAAGAUAUUCUCAACAGACAAUCCCAUCAAAAGACUUGGCUUUCGGUUACUUCAAUACAAUUUAUUUAAUUCAAGCAAUUACUCGUCAAUACCAGAUUCGUUGCGUAUAUGGGAUGGAGAUAUCUUUAACUAUACGGCAACAAUCAUUGGCGAUCUAAGUGUUAAACACAAUCAGCUUAAUAGUGAAGAGCAACCAGAGUUAAAAUUUUAUUCAUCUUAUGAACCAUCACUUAGUGUCCAACUUCAUGCUAGCGGUGCCAGUGGUGACUACGGUUUCAUUGCCGAAGUUGCAGCACUUCCAGUGUCAUACUAUAUCGGUCGCGGAUUAUUUCAUAACAUUACAUACUCAGAGCUUAAUCGCAACACUUUGGGUGCACUGCAGUACAGAAGUGCCGGUGAAUCAAAUCCAACGAUAUCGAUGCACCACAAUGUCAUUGAUAGCAAUUGUCUUGAAAUGUACGGCAAUUUUACCACUUGUAAUGGUUCCGUAUAUUUAGAGCUCCAGAAUUCGCCGUAUUUUUAUUUUUAUAACAAUUUGGUUGAACGCAAUCAGGGAGGCAUUCAUCUAAAAGCCAACUCUCACUCAAUUAUCUCUCACGUGUCAAGUCUUCUCUAUAACAACUUAUUUGCUGAGAACUAUAACAAUGAAGUUUUAUAUUUUGAAGGACCAAAAACAGCUAAAACUGGAAGUGCUUCUCAAUCAGUAGACAUUACCAGAAACUACAUCACUAGAAAUCGAGCCAAAUAUCGAUCAAAUAUAGUCUUAUCACAAAUAAAGGUGAUGUUUGCCCAAAAUAUAAUAGUCAGUAAUAUAGGUCAGACCCAACUGUCUAUCUUUAGCUUUGAUUUGGUGUCACCACAUGUUCUUUGUCAACGCAAUUGGUUUUAUAAUAACAUUGCAAACAAAGAUCAAGAGAGGAGUACUAUAAUAGCGAGUAAUGCCGGCCAAGAAUAUGUCGACAAUUAUCUGGUGAAUCCCGACAACGACUUUGAGAUGGCAUCAAUGAACAGAACAAAUAUCGAUGAUUUGCGUCGACCGCAUAUAAAAGCUGUGAACAACUGGUGGGGAUUUAAUGAGACGAGUGCUGUGGAUGCGAGGGUUAGGGAUUUCAAAGAUUACUAUCAUUUGGUUCCCAUUGAAUAUAAACCUUUUUACACCAAUAAUCGUUCGCUGUUGAGUGGGAUAUGUUAUGGUGGAUGGGAUAAGAUUGGAGAGACUUGUUUUGCAUAUAUCGGCUCUCGUAUGACAUUUUCUGAGGCAAAGAAGUUCUGUGAAAUGGAAAACUCGUCGAUUCCUUUCAUACGAGUCAAUCACGAAGAAGUAACACGUUUUAUAUACACUCAACAAUUGAAUUUCGACCGCAGAUAUCAUCGAGUAUGGGUUCAGUCAUUUGAAGUGGAUGUCGAAGAUUGCACUGUUUUAAUCAAUGGUAGGGUCAAAGUUCACGAUUGUAAUGAAAAAUUACCGUUUGUUUGUGAACGCGAUCCAGAUAUCGGUGCAUCGAUACCGGAGCUCUGGUAUCGCGAAACACUAGGCAUCGCUGCGCUAACUAUUUCCAGCAUUACAGCUCUUUUAUCACUUAUAUGCAUCUGCUGUUGGCUCUGUAAAUCACGGCACAGACAUAAAGAAAAGUUGGAAAGACGUAACUCUAUUCGCGCAUCCAUUCGCUCUAACCGUUCUCUGAGUCCAUCAAUGAGUACUAUAACGACUAGUGAAGCCGGUUAUCGAAAGCAAAUUGAAAGAGCCAUUCAAUCGGCUCGACAACAACGGCCACUGCCUUCGACCACACAAUCCAUGUAUAGUCAGAAAAUGAAUGGAAGUGUAGACUCCAUGGAUAAGAGUCCGUCACAAUUUGGUCCCGAGUCCUAUGAUGGAGAAACACAAAGCUAUGAGCCCUCCCAAAGGGCCGAUUCGAGGACUUACUCAGAUAUUGGUGACCGGUUUGCUACAGACCCGCGACUCGAGAAUGAAAACAUUAAUAUAUUAGUUCGCCCGACCUUUGAUCUCACGUAUGAAAAUCGUGGCUUCAAACCGACGCCAUCGAUGUCGCGCACAUCAGAACCCAGGAUUUGGACUCCGGUGACAGACUCGACACUUGACCUAAAAAGAUCACAACAGUCUAUACAGACACCAAUGACACCAUAUUCUCAGUACACUCCCAGUCAUACUCUUAAAGAGUCACGAGAAUCGCUCACAUCUGCAUCUGCUUUACCUUCUGGUCGCACAUCACCUUCACCUCCAAUACCACAUUUAAGACGUCAACUGCCAUACACUCCGGUCAGACCAGCACCGGCGGUCCCCCAAAAGCCACAAUUUAUGUCGACAUUUAUGCCGUCCCACCCGUCAUCGAUAGCAGGCGUCAGCACUGAUAGUCAUCUCAAGUAUUUAGAGACCUCUUUGGAUGGCGACUCUUAUACUGAGAAUAUUUAUGAUGACUUCCAACUGAAUCGACUUUCGCCGACCGCCUCAACCACCACAUCGAUAGCCAGCAGUCAAAAGAGUAAACCAUUGGAGACAUCGAUGUGAGACAACAACCGGUGUUAGACUGCCAUUGCCUUUCAAUUAAUUGUUGUUUUUGUUAUUACUUUAUAAAACUGUUUUUAUAUAUUAUUUAUUUUUAGAUUAAUUAUUAUAAAUAUUAUUAUGAGACAUAU